AUGAUUCAGUUGAGAGGAGACAACGAAGAGCACGAGAAGGUCAAGGAAAAGAAGGAGGACGAGUUGGCGGAACGUCGACGGCUGCUGAUGGAGAAGAGCGCCGUGAAGCGUCGAACACGUCAAACGCACAUCGAGCGCAGAGAUGCAACGGAAGCGGAGAGACUGCAGCGUGCCAAAGAGGCCUUCGACCUGAAGCUUCGUCGAGCCGAACGCGACGAGAGACUAGCCAAGGAAUUGGCGCGUCGCAAAAAUCAGGAACAUCAGGAAUCUUUUCAGAGAAGGAAAGCAAGGCACUCUUUCUCAAUCGUUCCAGACAGUGUUGUGCGAGACUUGGAAGCAAAAUUGACCAAAGAGAAGCAGCAAGAUGGAUUGUGUUCGGAAUCUAAGUGGCCUUUCAGCGAUGAGGACCCUGAGCGGCUGCAAGAGAAGAAGCUAAGUUACAGAAGGGAGUUGCAGAACCAGCUGAUAAACAAUCGUCGCAGGCAGCGCGAGAAGGAAGAAGAGAAGCACAGGGAACGUAAGAUACUGGAAGAAGUCGGCGAAACAUUGCGGGAAGAGGAGCUGGAAGCGGAGAAGCUUAAGAGAGACAAGGCUCUCCUGCUGCAAGCUGAGAGAGACGCGUUCCUGAAGGCCAGGCAAAUUUGGAAAGACAAACGGAGGGAGGUUCUGAAGCGGGAGCACGACGAGAUCGCACGGAUUAUUAAUCAGAAAGAGACUCGGCAGAAGGAAGAGGUCCAGCAGAAGACUGACAUUCAGUCUGGCAAGGACGCGAUGGCGGAGGAAGUGGGGAAGCAGAUUCAAGAAGCGGAAUCGAGGAAGAUGGAGCGCGAGAGGAUCUGCCGUGAGCUGUACUUGGCGGAGAAGGAGAACGAGUUGGCCAACGAGGUGAUGAGACUAGCGUUAAAAAAGAAACGCACUGCGAGGGACCUUCUGGAAGAUAUGGCAAGGCACCAGAAAGCAGCUGCAGAGAGGAAAGCUAAAGACGACGCCAUCGACGCAGCGUUUGCUAGGUAUCUAGCCGAGGAACACAGGAAGAUGGAAGCAGAAGCAACGGAGAAGGAACAGAGACGUCGUGAAGCAGUGACACGUUAUGGGGACAAGUUGAGAGAGGCGUUAACGAAGGACAGGGUGCGGUUUAUAGAGGAAACCGCUAGGCAAGAUGGAGAGGGAAGACACGACAGCGAAGUUUGUAGCAAGGAGAAGGCGGAAAGUUGCUCGGAAACAGCUCCGAAGAGCUUGGAGUCUCGACGAUCGAAGAACGCGGCAUAGACGAGCGUGUUCAGCUGCGGAUCAGAUUUGAAUGGGCUGUUCCUACGUCUAUUUAUUGGUAUACAGUUAUGUACAAUGGUGGGCGAACGGUGUCGCCGUGUCGCGGCUUCCGUGGCUCUCGUUAUUUGUACAAAGUCCGUGUAAAAAUACAGCAGCCCCAUCUUAUAUAGGAUAUAAGUACGCAAUAAAUAAACUGCGGACGUUUAUGCGGACCCACUGUGCCAUCCGUGGCCACGAGAACAGCGAGUAGAAAUGUUUAUUCGAGUCGGAACGGUGUAUAAAAUAUCCGUAGUCCAGCGAUGACGGUAAUAGCAAUACUAUUCGGUCUCUGAUCAGCUAUAGGCUCAGAGUAAAACCAAGGAGCACCGGAGUCUGCGAUUUCCUUGAACUACGUUAGUUAUCGCUGGACUACGGAUCUUUAUGACUGUAUGUUAUAUAAUAAUAUUCGAGAUUCAGAGUAUCGAAAGCAUCUAAUUUGCUCUAGAGUCGCUCAUCCGCUCGCCGUUGAAGAUUCGCAUAAAUGUCCGCGGUCUAGUUAGUCACUGAGAUCGCGGAAAAUAAUUGCUUUAUCCCCUCGAAUCUCCUACGCCGUGUUUACGAUAAAAUGGAUAUGCUUGGACAAUCGGAAUUAUUCUCUACCCACUAACGCUGGGAUCUGUCAACAGUCUCCGAGCCUGUCGCUGUCUAGCGGACGACAAAGGGGAUAGGGCGACGUGGCCACUGGCUCAGAACCGGCCAACUUCUCGGAAUGUAACACAGAUCGGUCUUAAAAGUAAAAUCACAUUUCCUUACGCAACCCAUUCGCUUAUGUUCGUCUUGAUCUUGGAUCGCUCCCCGAGAGCAACCAUUAACUACCGAGCCGGAGUCCCGAAGACUCCAGGAUCUUACGAAAUAAACAUUGUA
Nomia melanderi (Alkali bee) is the source of this 2172-nucleotide messenger RNA. The record is from RefSeq and is a predicted model, not a curated record. NCBI's taxonomy places the organism in Eukaryota, Metazoa, Arthropoda, Insecta, Hymenoptera, Halictidae.